AUGGGGGACCUGCAGGGCUCCCCAGCGUUGCUAGUGUCUGUUGGCGUUUCAGAGAGAGCUCAGACCUCAGAGGCUGGAGACCGAGGACCGGCGUUCCCCCCGCCGCACUUCGGGGAGCGUCCUGAAGGCGGCGCUCUCCGGUCGCUGGCGCGCCGGUGGAGUUGGGGCUGGGGUAGGGAGCGAGGGGCAGCCCGCAGCCUGGCUGCCCGCCGCACUCGCUGGGUGACGGAUGAGGGCUACGAGGAGUCAGGGCAGCAGCCUCCUGCUGUCCAGGAUUCAUUCCCAGACGAUGACCCCACCGCCGUCCCUGCCGACCCCCCUCCCCUGAUAGACAGCUGGAAAGAAAGGCCCUUCUAG
Messenger RNA from Rangifer tarandus platyrhynchus (Svalbard reindeer), 357 nucleotides. Lineage: Eukaryota; Metazoa; Chordata; Mammalia; Artiodactyla; Cervidae. The record is from the annotation of a GenBank genome assembly.